CAGAGCAGUGGCGCCCAUCCUCUCUCUCAGUGCGACUCCUCCGAGGGAUCAGGAGUAGACUAAGUCAAACUUCCAGCAGUUUAAGAUUUGUACGCAACCUUUGAGGGAUCCAAGUCGUCAAGGGUCAAACACGAUGUGGGAGGCGGUCGCAAGUGUGGAGCAGUGGAUGGCAACAUAGGAUCUAAUCUCAGUAGAGUCAAAAGAAGUCUAAUACACUAAUAAAAAAAGGUGUCUGUGGUGAUGUUGCCAUGUGCCAGCUGCCAUCUGCUCUUAUCCUUCUUUAUUCAGGACUGAUGUCCAGAUGGUGUGCCCCUCCAUGUGUGGUCCAAUUCAGUUCUCCCUGACCAUUUCAUGGGCCACAAACCGACCCAAGUAUCCACGGCCACUGCUUGACUCAACCCCACCGCGCACUGUACGCCUCACCCUUAACCCCUCACCCCUAACCUUCACCCUCAGCCUCCCACCUCCCUCUGUCUCACUCUCUGUCAAGCCUCUCCUCACAUUUUGACAAUCCUAGCCCUCCCUGAGCCCAACAUGGUGGCCCGCAUUCCCACUCUAGUCUUGGUCAUGAUGUGUCGGGGUGUCUUGCUCUCUGUCGGAGACCCUCCUCCAUCCCGCCGGGAGAUCCGCAUCGAGGGAGAUCUGGUUCUUGGCGGCCUGUUCCCGGUGCACGAGAAAGGUGCUGGGAUGGAGGAGUGUGGGCGUGUGAACGAGGACAGAGGGAUCCAGAGGCUGGAGGCCAUGCUGUUUGCCAUAGACAGAAUCAAUAUGGACAACACUUUGCUGCCUGGGGUCUCCCUCGGGGUCCACAUUCUGGACACCUGCUCCAGAGAUACCUAUGCACUGGAGCAGGCUCUGGAGUUUGUAAGAGCCUCCCUCACCAAGGUGGACGACACAGAGUUCAUCUGUCCAGACGGAUCUUACGCUCUGCAGGACGACAGCCCGCUCGCAAUUGCUGGAGUCAUAGGUGGAUCCUUCAGCAGUGUCUCCAUACAGGUUGCCAAUCUUCUCAGGCUCUUCCAGAUUCCUCAGAUAAGCUAUGCUUCAACCAGUGCCAAACUCAGUGAUAAGACCCGCUAUGAUUACUUCGCCCGCACGGUGCCGCCUGACUUCUACCAGGCCAAAGCCAUGGCCGAGAUCCUCCGGUUCUUCAACUGGACGUAUGUGUCCACUGUGGCAUCAGAGGGUGAUUACGGUGAAACCGGUAUAGAGGCCUUCGAACAAGAGGCACGCAUGAGGAACAUCUGUAUCGCCACUUCAGAGAAGGUGGGGCGUUCUAAUGCUAAGAAGUCCUAUGAAGCUGUGAUCCGUCAGCUCCUCCAGAAGCCAAAUGCCCGUGUGGCUGUCCUCUUCCUGCGGAGCGAUGAUGCCAGAGAGCUGCUGGCAGCUGCUGCCAGGCUUAACACCUCCUUCAUCUGGGUGGCCAGUGAUGGCUGGGGUGCACAGGAAAGCAUUGUCAAGGGAAAUGAGAUCUCAGCUGAAGGAGCCAUCACACUUGAGCUUGCAGCCAAUCCCCUACCAGAAUUCAAUCGCUACUUCCUCAGCCUGAACCCAGUCAAAAACCAUCGUAAUCCCUGGUACAGGGAAUUCUGGGAGCAGCGGUUCCAGUGCUCCUUGGGUGGUGGAGGAGGGGGAGGUGGUGGAUUGGGAGAGACGCCUCUCCCACCGUGUGACAAGGACUUGUCAAUGGACAAGAAUAACUUUGAACCAGAGUCCAAGAUCAUGUUUGUGGUGAACGCGGUGUACGCCAUGGCUUAUGCCCUCCAUAAUAUGCAGCGGAGCCUGUGCUUCAACACCACCAAGCUGUGCGACAGCAUGAAGGCCUUGGAUGGGCGCAGACUCUACAGGGAUUACAUUCUUAAUGUCAGCUUCACAGCCCCUUUCUCUCCUCCAGGCAGUGAGACAGCAGUGAAGUUUGAUUCCCAGGGGGAUGGCGUGGGCCGAUACAACAUCUUCAGCUACCAGCGUUCUGCCGAUCGUUAUGGUUACGUGCCAGUAGGUGAAUGGGCAGAGAUUCUGAGUCUGAGCAGCGAUCUGAUUCACUGGCCCAGAGAGGUGGUGCCCACCUCGCAGUGCAGCGACCCCUGUGAACGCAAUGAGAUGAAAAAAAUGCAGGCAGGUGAGUACUGCUGCUGGAUCUGUACAGCCUGUGAGCCUCAUGAAUACCUGGCUGAUGAGUUCACCUGCUCACCCUGUGCUCCUGGCCAGUGGCCCACUGAUGACCUAACGUCCUGUUACGACCUUCCUGAGGACUAUAUUAUGUGGGAAGAUGUCUGGGCCAUUGGUCCAAUUUCCAUCGCCUGUGUAGGGUUCAUGUGCACCGGUCUGGUGUUCUGGGUGUUUAUCAGACACAACCACACACCACUGGUGAAAGCUUCAGGCAGAGAGCUAUGUUACAUCCUCCUCUCGGGAGUCUUCAUGUCCUACGCCAUGACUUUCCUGUUCUUGGCCAAACCCUCUCCUGCCAUCUGUGCCCUGCGGCGCCUCGGCCUGGGCACAUCAUUCGCUGUCUGCUACUCCGCCCUCCUUACCAAAACCAACAGAAUCGCCAGGAUUUUCAAUGGUGUGAAAGAUGGAGCGGGUGCAGUGAGGCCACGCUUCAUUAGCCCGUCAUCUCAGGUGUUCAUCUGUCUGAGUUUAAUCUCCGUCCAGUUAGUGAUGGUGUCAGUGUGGCUGCUGCUGGAAGUUCCCGGGACAAGGCGCUUCACGUUGCCAGAGCGACGACAGACUGUCAUCCUCAAGUGUAACGUACGCGACUCCAGCAUGCUGCUGUCACUGGGAUAUGACGUGCUCCUGGUCAUCCUGUGUACUGUGUAUGCCUUCAAGACCAGGAAGUGCCCCGAGAACUUCAACGAGGCCAAGUUUAUUGGAUUCACCAUGUACACCACCUGUAUAAUUUGGCUGGCCUUUCUUCCCAUCUUCUAUGUUACAUCCAGUGACUACAGGGUUCAGACCACUACCAUGUGUAUCUCAGUCAGCCUGAGUGGCUUUGUGGUACUUGGCUGUAUGUUUGCUCCCAAGGUCCAUAUCAUCAUGUUCCAGCCCCAGAAGAAUGUGACCACCCACAGGCUUAACCUCAAUCGCUUCAGUGUCAGUGGGGCUGCCACCACAUACGCAUCUCACGCUUCUGUGAGCGCCCACCACGUCCCCACCGUGUGCAACGGGAGAGAAAUUGUCGACUCCACUACUUCCUCUCUGUGACCACAUCCAGUCCACUCUCUAAAUCUGCCCCUGCGACUGUUAGCCAAUCCAUAAACAUUAUCCCCCUCAACCAUCAUUUCUCAGCUCAUAUGCACAUUGUAUGGACUCACACACACACACACACACACUCAGACACACAUAAACAUAUGUACACAUUCGAACAAAUACACGCACAAACAAGCAAAACAACCUUCCUUGUGGACUAGAACUGUAUUGUUUCACAAAUGUAGAAAGUGUGUAACUAUAAUUAAAUUAUUUUCUAGGGAUGUACAUACAUGGAAUCGACAUUGUUGUAAGUAGAGAAACAAAAGAACAAAAAAAGUUUUUAGGAGGAAUUUUUGGAGCCUUUGUUUUUGAUAGCUUUGUUAUGAUGCGGUGUAAAUAGACAUGCGCUUAAUCAUGGUAGGAGGGUGUGUGUCCCUCAGUCUGGAUGCACAUUUGUGGCUCUGCUUGCCUCACCUGCAAUAUCCCACAGACUUUUUAUUCUUGUGCUUUUUUGUAGGUCUCAUUGUAAUAACCAAUUAUGUAUGCAUUUCUAUUGUGUAUCUGUACAUUUGUAUAUUAUACUACUGAUGGUUCAAACAGCACAAUGUUGACAGUCUUGUAACCCUAGAAUGAAUGUGGACAAAAGCAUAAACUGGAUAGUAUAAGAUGGCUGGAACGGACAUGUACAAAAAUCCAUCAAACUCAUCGAUUUACAGUUACACUGUGCCAGAACACAAUUUUCAGUUUGAGAAUUCAUCUAUUCACAUCUUGAUAGAUUUGCUCUGCAUCCUAGAUCCGUAUAAAGAACCCAUUGUGGCUGUUUUUGCAGGAAAAUAUAUUUUGCUUUUGAUACAAAUGUUCAUUUUUCUAUUUCUAAUCAUGGAAUCCCUUUAUCUAAAUGGCCAUAGUUCCAGACAUGUGUUCUCCAAAGCAGCAGUAUGUUCACUCCCACUCUCAAACUGCUGUUGCGUUAGAGGAUUGCUGUAAUGGAUUGCUAAUAAUAACUAAUAGCAGGGCUGAAAAGAUAUAGUACAUCAAAUGCAUUUCUUCUGCCUCAAAACUGUCAAUACAGACAGUUCUGCGAUAGUUCUGUCAGCAAUAACAAACUGGUGUCUUACCCGGUAAUUAUGAAUUUGUACUCAAACGCAAAUGACUCAAACACACAUGGAGGGAAACUGUCUGCUUUGCUGAGCACAUGUUGAAUUUUUCCAAUUAUAGGGGAGUGGUAGCUUAUGUUUUUGUGCCCCAUAGAUACAGUAUGUGGUGAUGUUUUGAAUAUGGCUAUGUGCCUUAAUGUAUGUUUGAUAGUGCUCCAGGUAGAGGUUGUAAGAGAUCAGUUUUACAUUACCAGCUGCAAAUCCUUGCUUGGUUAAUGUAAAAGUGACCCCAGUAUUGAGUACAUGUUUCAGGGCAACACUAUGCCAGUUAGUUUUAUUCCCUACCAAGCCUUCUGCCAUUGAUUGUUUACCUGAAGUGUUGAAACAGUUAAUCUGAGGAAUCCUUAGGUUGAAACGACUCUCUCUACCCCCCCUUCUUUCUCCAGUCUGUGAUUAAAAAAACAUGAAAUGGAUAUUUCUGAUAGACACCCAGCACACGGAUUUUACUUUACAUGUUUUACUUAGGGGCUCCAAUAAAAGAAGGAAGGGGAAGAGAAGCUCACAUACCAUUAAGAUGAAGUCGUUGAUGCGCCGACUUAUUGAAGUGUGCAGUUUACAUGUCUGUGUUAAAUGUGUUGACGUUGAGAGGCACAGUGGAGCAGCUGGCUUCGGCAGUCCCAGAGAGGCUCACGAGAGGAAGCAGAGCACACAAUGUCAGCUGCUGGCAGAUCUAACAAAAUUGAAUUUUAGAGUAGAACUCAUACAUAACAUACAUAACAUUUAUCAAAACAUCCAUACCCAUCGAACUCUCUGUUUGUGGCUGCAAAUAUGACAGACUCUCUUGUGGGUGACAGUAAUGAGGUGGGGGAAUAAAUGACAAAAACAUGAAAAAAAGUUUUUCUAAGAAAAUCGCCUAAAUUAGUGGACUAAUUUAGCAGUACAGUAUACUUCAUUUUAAAGAGUGGCCUCUCAUGCAAGGAUUUGUUGCAUUUAGGAUGAUAGUAAAUUAUUAAUAAACUGAUAAAUGGUUACAUACUAUAAUGCUGUCUAAAAUAAAAUGUGACUGUUAUACUUGAUAUUUCUAACAAAAUCUGUGAUCAGAAUAAUUUAUUUGCUUCCCCAGACAAGCAUUUUAAAUCUAGUUUCUUCAUGUUAGAAUUCAUAUAGUCGGUACAGACAGAACUGUUGAACAUUCAUCUCUUGACUGGUCCACACCUUUACACAGCCAGUCUCCAACAGCACCCUGUGAUUAUCACACUGAAUGAUAGAUUGAAAGAAUUUCAGAGGAUGCGCCAAGACGAGCCGACCUACAUUGGGGCAUGUGUUAGGUGCAGAGAGCAGGAGGAGAGAGCGAUGUGGCAGAGCAGAGGGGAGCUGCUGCUGGAUUAUGUAAAGCACUCCCACAGCCCAGAAGUCACAGCACUUCUAAGGAAGCUCAAAGCAUCUCAGAGAUUCUCAGUCUUUGUUAGCAGAAGGCUAAGCCAUUCACUCAGUGGUCCUGCUCCCACAAGAUACACCCCGCAUGGCAGGUUGCUAUGGACAACCACCGCCACAUCCGCUGCCGGAAUGUCUAUUUGUCUGCAUGGAGAGGAGGGGUGAGGGAGGGCGAAAGAAGAGGAAUAGAAAGAGGAAAAAACGGGUUGUCGCUGGUGCUGAUUCAAAUUGGCAGUGACUGAUGAGAUUUGGCUCAGCAAGGCCCAGUACUCUACUCCCAGCUUUUAAUGGUCGCACAAAUAGAGCACUUAACCCUGAUUCUCCCCUCAUUUAGUCCAGGGACUAGUCUCGGACAACAGUCUCACACUCUUCUUCUGACCCCCUCUCUCUGAAUCCACCUCACCCAUUCAACCUUUCCCCCAGCCACCAGUGUCCACCUCAUCUCUACUCUGUGUGUGAAACUUGCUGCUGAGUCGGUCUCAGCCAAGACCACCUAAGCCAGACCAACAGAUUGGUAGCCCACACUUAAACUGAAGCACUCAGAUCUGGGUGCCCACUGAAGCACAUGCCAAUGAGGUGGCCUUGAGGAGGUUGGAAAAGGGACAAGGGGAAGGUAGAUAAAGGAGUUGGGAAAUGAAAAUGGGACUCAGAUGUAAAGAAAAUGCAUCACUUUGAAAUACAUCACCUUUCUCACUACACUACACUCAGUGUUUCAUCUCAUGUACCCACUAACUCUCACUGUGGCUUUACUCAUGAAUAUCCCUUUCAAACAGCAUGCCAUCCGCUACGGACAUUGUUCCUUUAUUCAGCCUCUGCCAACUGCCAUGUGCUCUGCAAAGGUCUCUGUGCUGUAGCCCCCACUAUAAAACAGAAUGUGUCCUUGGCCUCUAGGCUUUGAAACAAGACGGGAUCUCUGCGGAGAAAUGAAGCUGAGGUCAAGCUGAACUCUGGAACUGGCCAAUCGCAAAGCAAUAGUUCCAUGUUUAUAAUACGUGCAAUAAAGAGGCUGUGAUGACAUCAUAAUAAAUAACAACAAGCAAACA
Siniperca chuatsi (mandarin fish) is the source of this 6760-nucleotide messenger RNA. It is a transcript of the gene grm3, whose product is annotated as glutamate receptor, metabotropic 3. Gene Ontology annotation, molecular function: group II metabotropic glutamate receptor activity. The record is from RefSeq and is a predicted model, not a curated record. Gene Ontology annotation, biological process: regulation of synaptic transmission, glutamatergic; G protein-coupled glutamate receptor signaling pathway. The coding region runs from base 535 to 3201 and encodes 888 amino acids. Lineage: Eukaryota; Metazoa; Chordata; Actinopteri; Centrarchiformes; Sinipercidae. Gene Ontology annotation, cellular component: membrane. The transcript is spliced from 15 exons.